AUGGACACCAGUGUCGAGCGAAGCAUCACUAUACAUGGCGCAAACAAGCCUGGCCACUAUACGUGGUCGCCCUUUGUCACAAAGCUCGAAUUCCGCCUGCGUCUAGCCAAUAUCCCUUACCAACACGGUGUGGGCGGUCCAAUCUUUGGACCCAAAGGCAAAAUCCCCUAUCUCGAGUUAUCAUGCCCGGGAGCUCCUUCCGAGAUACUGGCUGACACUACGCUCAUCACGAAAGAGCUCAUCAGCAGAGGCCUGCUAUCUGAUAUGAACGCGGCGUUAGCCGCCAGAGAUAUAGCCUACGAUCUUGGUAUCAGAGCCCUGUUCGAAGAUAGGCUCUUCUUCUAUAAUUCUCGCGAACGCUGGAUCGAUAAUUAUUACACUAUGCGCGACUACGUCCUGGCCAAGGUGCCCUUUCCGCAGCGUAUCAUUCUCGGUUACCUAGCCUACCGGGGCAUUGUGAGGAAACUGCAAGAUCAAGGUACCGGUCGUUUCUCGAAUGAUGAGGUUCGCAGUUUCCGCACGGAUAUCUGGCAGGGUAUAAAUGGUCUGCUCGAGGACAGCCGAAGACAAGCUGAUGAUAACGACUGCUUCUGGGCACUUGGAGGCCACAAGCCCACUGAAGCCGAUGCCACUUUGUUCGGAUUUACCGUCAGCGCGCUCGUUGCGGAUGCUGGGCCGGAGAGCAGAGAGUUAAUCAAGACAAGAUGCCCCGCGGUGGUUGACUAUGCUACAAGGAUUCAUCGUCGUUACUUCCCCGAAUACCACCUGUGGGACGGAACCCAGUAUCCUCUGACCACGCUCUCCGCUAUGCGUCUCACUACUAGCGUCAUCGCUGGCUUCAUCGCUGUCGGUGCCGCCACGCCAGCCGGUCUGACAAUCCUGUCAACUUCAACCAGUGGCUCCGCAGAUGCUGUUACGGCCCGAUCAACCCCUGUAGAUGGCAACUGGCACAUCGGCUGCGACGCGAACAACUACUGCUCCUACUAUCAGGACAGUGAUAUCGCUGCUGAAUCGUCCGCCGACUCGUUAUCGUCUCGCACCAUUACCCUGUCGGAGGCUACGUGCAAGCAGUGUACAAGUCAAGACCCUUGCGAUCCAGAGCUUGCUGAGGCCAUUCGCAAUCACACAGGCGUCACUGAUAUCCCAGGCGUCACAGCCACCAUCUACGAGACCGUUACCAGCACCAGUGUUGAGACCAGUUCCAUUGUGCUGCCUACGCCAACUUUUGAUUCCACCAUCACCAUCACAACACCAAGCGAAACAACAACUGUUGUCGUCAUGCCCCAGCCAGGAACUACAACUACGACGCAGACCGUACUUUACUCAACCUCCAUCUCGACAAUUCCUCCUCCCUCGGUUUCCACAGUCACCAUAUCGACUAUACCCUCACCUCCAGCUGUCACGGUUACUGCAUCUGCCCCUCCUGCUAGUACCACCACUGUCGUCGUAGUCCCUCAGGACCCCACGACGAUCACUACGACCAUCCUUUCGGUACCUCCGAUUCCCCUUAGUACCGUCACUGUAUACCCCCAGGCCCCGCAGAACAGUGCGGUCAUUGUAUCUUCUCCCCGUCUCCAAACCAGCACUGUGAUAGUGGUUCCUCAACGUCCUCAACCCAGCACUGUGACAGUAACUCGCCAGCGUCCUCAACCCAGCACCGUCACCGUGGAAAAGCCGGCCUCCACCAUCGUCUACCACUAUCAGGAUCCAGCUUCCACCGUUGUCGUACAGCCCCCAACCGUUACUGCUUCGCGCUCCCCGUCUGUGAUCGAGAUUCCUAUGACCAUGAUCACAACCGCGACACAUACGGUAGCCAGAUCAGUUCGUGCGGGAUGCGAUUUUGCUUGCGACGAAGAUUGCUUCUACUUUCUUUGCAAAGACGCCGUUAGCGGAUCGGAGGUUUGUGUGAGUGUGCCAGAGGAUGCCAAAGCUUUCAAAGCAAACGAUGCAUCCAUGACUCCCAGCGAUUUCCUCGGCUCCGCUGCUAUGCUUUUGGUACUCGAUGACGCCGAAGACUCGACUUCCAACGCUUCAGCCAGCCACCUACAGCCUGCAGUCUCCAAUGGUACUAGGCCAAACUUUGCUUUUGCUGAGGAGGACUGUUAUCUGUGCGAGGUCGAUGACGAAUCUUGUGGAAUGUGUGACUGGCAGUUCACCUGCGGCACCAAGAAGAGGUGCUUUCAUAAUGGAGCUCGCGAGGUUGUCGAGAUGUGCUUCGAGACUGGCGAGAAGUGUCGUCCCUGA
Molecule: messenger RNA, 2244 nt
Organism: Alternaria postmessia
Lineage: Eukaryota; Fungi; Ascomycota; Dothideomycetes; Pleosporales; Pleosporaceae
Exons: 6
Coding region: 1-2244 (747 amino acids)
Source: RefSeq, a predicted model, not a curated record